Messenger RNA from Ylistrum balloti, 421 nucleotides. RefSeq lists its product as uncharacterized. Bases 50 to 421 code for a protein of 123 amino acids. Gene Ontology annotation, molecular function: calcium ion binding. NCBI's taxonomy places the organism in Eukaryota, Metazoa, Mollusca, Bivalvia, Pectinida, Pectinidae. The transcript has 3 exons. The record is from RefSeq and is a predicted model, not a curated record.
GUCGGAUCUGCCGGAAGAGGAACUUGCGCGUCUGCGCGAGACAUUUAAAAUGUUUGAUCGUGACAAUAGCGGCAGGAUAACAGCCGAGAACCUUACCUUGGUAAUGCAAACUUUAGGACAGAAUCCUACACAAGAGGAGGUGGAAGACUUGUUAAAAGAUAAGGACGUUGACGGAGACGGGAUGAUCAACUUUGAAGAUUUUACAAAAAUGAUGAAAGUAAAAAUGGAAACGAAUGAAGAGGAAGCGGAAUUACGUCUCGCGUUCAAAGUAUUUGAUAGAGACAAUAGUGGGAAAAUAGAUUUCGAGGAGCUCCGACUGGCAUUGACCAAUAUCGGAGAGAAGUUAACGAACGAUGAGGUGAAGGAGAUGCUGAAGGAUGCGGAUAGCAAUGGAGAUGGCGAGAUCGAUUAUGAAGGUUAG